This is a messenger RNA of Scleropages formosus (Asian bonytongue), 2169 nucleotides long. RefSeq names its product GDP-D-glucose phosphorylase 1 (gene gdpgp1). Gene Ontology annotation, cellular component: cytoplasm. The record is from RefSeq and is a predicted model, not a curated record. Gene Ontology annotation, molecular function: GDP-D-glucose phosphorylase activity. The coding region runs from base 756 to 1877 and encodes 373 amino acids. Gene Ontology annotation, biological process: glucose metabolic process. NCBI's taxonomy places the organism in Eukaryota, Metazoa, Chordata, Actinopteri, Osteoglossiformes, Osteoglossidae. The transcript has a single exon.
GAAUAGAUCACACAAACUAAUACAGGCCUUUUAAACUUAAGUAAUGUAUUGUUAAAGUCCAGAGUGAGAGGAAAUCCCGUUAAAAUUUCUUUCACAAUACAAGUAUUUUCACAGUAGCGUUUGCUGAUAGUGAAAAAUGCCUGUUGGGUUGGUGUAUUGGACACGCAGUGCCAGUGGCGAUGUAAGCGCUGCUAGCUGUUCUUGUGAUGUACAUAACACUGACGAGCUAUGUCUGAGGGUGCAUAAUAUCUGCUGGAAAUCAUACACUACGAUCUAUUGAAAACCUGCCUCAUACGUAUACUUAAGAUGAAAGGCUUUAAUGGCCAUUACUAACAGCAAUACGAAGAUUGAUGUUUAUACAAAACACCAUCAGCUCAGACGGCUUCUGACACGAACGACUCACGCGUACGCCUUUAUUUAAUAUCGUCGUUCAUGUGUUACUAGAAGAUUGCACCUGCUGAUAUGAAUCGGUUUAACAUUUAAUUUUAGACAUAAAUUUGCUUUGCUGAAUUGACUUAGCCUUUUCGUCCAAUAAUAGUUUUAUGUAAUAAAAAGGUUAUUUCUACAAACUUUUCGACAGGCAUAUCUUUGGAAAUUUACGGGGGGGCCUUUCUUCGUUGCUCGUGACGUAAUGGCAAGAUGGCGACCCCCGUGUGCGUCUCAGCAGGAACCGGUACAAAAAAUGGUGCCUGGUGAUACAGGGAACUGGAUGUCGAAAGCAACCCAGACUCUGGCGACUCAUUUCCCCAGUGAAUAUGGAAACGUGUCCCACUCACUGCUUCGCUUACAGUGACAGGGACUUUGUUAGCCAUGUUUGCCGGUCCGAAUGGUGCGCGCAGUGUAGUAAAGCAGGACUUUCCAGAUUUGACGAGACUUUGAGAUCUGGGUGGUCCGCGAAGAUGCGACAGGGGCUGUUCCGCUACGAGCUCGGGGACCUCCAAACACGGGUCCUCCCUGGCGCCUUACGCUUUGUAGCUCAGCUAAACAUCCUGCGGGGCACGGAGAGAAGAAAACCGCAGGAAAUCUCGAGUAUCAGACAACACUUUGACGCGAAACAGUUCAACUUCAACAGAAUACAUUCUGAUGAAAUCGUGUUCGAAAUGAGCAAGGAGGACGGAGGCGCCACAGGCGCAGAGCCGCCAUGGAGCUGUGAGAGACAACGCUCCCACCAGGAUGGGGCAGGGAGGAUGCUGGUUGUGAUCAACGUCAGUCCUCUAGAGUUUGGCCACUGUUUGCUAAUCCCUGACCCGGCUCUGUGCCUCCCGCAGAUCCUCACUCCCUUUGCCAUCCAAAUUGGAAUGGAGUCAAUUUUCUUAAGUUCUCACCCAGGAUUCCGGGUGGGAUUCAAUAGUCUGGGGGCAUUUGCCUCUGUGAACCACUUACAUCUACACUGUUACUAUUUGGAUCACGAGCUGAGAAUUGAAUCUGCUCCAACCAAACCUCUAGUGCCUGACAAGGCGUUCCAUUGCAUGACUGACUUCCCCCCUGGGUUUGUCUUCUACACAGAAGGAGAACACUUGGAAGGGAUGGCUGCUACCAUUUGUCAGUUGACUGACUAUUUAGCCGAGAGAAAUAUUGCGCACAAUCUGUUUCUGACUCGGGGUUGCCCUCCAAAAAGCUGCUGUUCCCCUUCCGUCGAGCGUUCUGGUGUGCGAAUUUUGAUAUGGCCACGGUUGUCUUGCUUUGGAGCUAAGGAGGAGUCGGCCUUCAACGUUGCUCUUUGUGAACUUGCGGGUCACUUGCCUUUUAAAAGCCGGGAAGAUUUUGACACCAUUGCUGAAAAAAAAGUGAAAGGCAUUAUUGAAAAAUACCUACUGCCUGAAGAAGCAUUUCUACAAUUAGAAAUGGAACUCGCAAAAUAUUUACAAACAAUUUAGACCAAUAAUUACUUGAGGGACAUGCAUGUUGAAAUAAGUAUAGGAGAAGUGUAAUUUAUAGCGCUAUUUUUUUCUGUGUAUUAAACCUAUUUAUCAACUGUAUAUGUGAACUUUUAAUUAUAAAUAACGAAAUGGUUCAGGAUUUUUAAAUGUGUUUAAUGGAUUUUAAUAUUUUAUAUGGACGUUAUGUGGUGGAAUGUUUAAUUUUCUAAAACGCGUGUAUGUUCUUGAUGGUGGAACCUGCUGCUGCAAAAUUAUUGAUCAGUCGGGGAACUGGUGACUUAACAGAUAU